Molecule: messenger RNA, 5989 nt
Organism: Tupaia belangeri chinensis (Chinese tree shrew)
Lineage: Eukaryota; Metazoa; Chordata; Mammalia; Scandentia; Tupaiidae
Gene: ADAMTS20
Product: ADAM metallopeptidase with thrombospondin type 1 motif 20
Exons: 39
Coding region: 1-5748 (1915 amino acids)
Biological process (GO): extracellular matrix organization; proteolysis
Cellular component (GO): extracellular matrix
Molecular function (GO): metalloendopeptidase activity; zinc ion binding
Source: RefSeq, a predicted model, not a curated record
AUGCGGGUGGCCAAGUGGCUGACCGGGCUGCUCUACCAGCUCUCGCUCUUCAUCACCAGGUCUUGGGAAGUUCGCUUCCACCCCAGGCAAGAAGCUCUGGUGAAGACACUGGCCUCCUACGAAGUGGUGACCCCGGCGCGGGUCAAUGAGUUCGGAGAAGUGUUCCCUCAGAGCCGCCACUUUAGCCGGAAGAAACGCAGCUCCGAGGCGCUGGAACCCACGCCUUUCAGGACCCACUACCGCAUUAGCGCCUAUGGGCAGCUCUUCCAGCUGAACCUGAGCGCCGACGCGGCCUUCCUGGCCGCUGGCUACACUGAGGUGCACCUGGGAGCCCCUGCUCAUGGUGCCAGAGAGCGCAGCAUGGAGACCCCAGACCUGCGUCACUGCUUCUACCGCGGCCAGGUCAACGCUCAGGAGAAUUACACCGCAGUCUUCAGCCUGUGUGGAGGCCUGAUGGGAACAUUUAAAGCACAUGAUGGUGAAUACUUCUUAGAACCUAUAAUGAAAGCAGAUGGGAGUGAACAUGAAGAUGAUCAUAACAAGCCACAUCUUAUAUACAGACUGGAGUUAAAGAAGAGCUCUUAUUUGCAAUCUCAUAAGCCUUGUGAAGUUUCAGAAAAUCAAAUAAAGAAAAUGGCUUUACCCUUUCAUAACCACAGCGACAUGAAUGAAGAUCUUAAUGUAAAGAAGGAAAUAGUUUUAGGAUACCCUUCAAAAAAUGUAACAAGGGAAGAUGAAAGAAGUCAAUUACAUUCCAGGAAUAAACGAUUUAUAUCAUACCCAAGAUACGUGGAAGUUAUGGUUACAGCUGAUGCUAAAAUGGUUCAUUAUCAUGGGCAGAAUUUGCAGCACUAUAUAUUAACUCUAAUGUCAAUUGUUGCAGGAAUUUAUAAGGACCCAAGUAUCGGAAAUCUUAUAAACAUAGCCAUCGUAAAAUUAGUCAUAAUUCACAACAAACAGGAAGGACCAGUCAUCAGUUUUAAUGCAGCUACCACGUUACACAACUUUUGUUUAUGGCAACAAACUCAGAAUGUGCUUGACGAUGCUCACCCUUCCCACCAUGACACUGCUAUACUUAUCACCAGGGAAGACAUUUGUGGAGCUAGAGAGAAAUGUGACACGUUAGGCCUGGCAGAACUGGGUACCCUGUGUGAUCCCUUGAGGAGCUGCUCCAUCAGUGAAGAGAACGGACUCAGUGCUGCCUUUACCAUCGCCCAUGAGCUUGGGCACGUGUUUAAUGCUCCACACGAUGAUAGUUUUAAAUGUAAAGAAUCUGGUAUGAAACAUCAGUAUCAUGUCAUGGCCCCGACUUUAAAUUACCACUCGAAUCCUUGGACCUGGUCAAAAUGUAGUCAGAAAUACAUCACUGAAUUCCUAGAUACUGGUCAUGGGGAAUGCCUUCUUGACAAACCAAAUGGAAGAAUAUAUGAUCUGCCUUCACAACUUCCUGGAUUAAUAUAUGAUGCAAACAAGCAAUGUGAACUUAUGUUUGGUCCUGGAUCACAAGCGUGUCCCUAUUUGAAACAGUGUAGGCGUCUGUGGUGCACGAGUGCAGAAGGCCCUCACAAAGGCUGUCUUACUCAGCACAUGCCCCUGGCAGAUGGAACACACUGUGGUCCUGGGAUGCACUGCCGCCGUGGGUUAUGUGUAAACAAAGAGAUGGAGACACGUCCUGUAGAUGGUGAAUGGGGACCCUGGGGACCUUACAGUUCUUGUUCAAGAACAUGUGGAGGUGGAAUCAAAAGCACAAGCAGGCUCUGUAAUCGUCCCGAGCCAAGAAACGGAGGAAAGUACUGUGUGGGCCGCAGGAUGAAAUUUCGAUCAUGUAACACUGAUUCAUGUCCAAAAGGCAAGCAAGACUUUCGAGAGAAGCAGUGCUCUGAUUUUGAUGGUAAACAUUUCAACAUCAAUGGUCUUUCCCCUAAUGUGAGAUGGCUUCCAAAGUACAGUGGGAUUGCCAUGAAAGAUCGCUGUAAGCUGUACUGUCGGGUGGCUGGAACCACUAACUUCUACCAGUUGAAGGACAGGGUUGCUGAUGGUACUCCUUGCGGAACUGAAACUAAUGACAUCUGUGUUCAAGGCCUGUGUCGGCAAGCUGGAUGUGACCACGUGUUAAACUCCAAGGCCAGGAGAGACAAAUGUGGGGUGUGUGGUGGGGAUAACUCUUCCUGCAGGACGAUGGCAGGUGUCUUCAACAGUGCUCAUUACGGUUAUAAUGUCAUUGUGAAGAUUCCCACAGGAGCAACAAACAUUGAGAUUCUUCAGCACAGUUACUCUGGAAAACCAGAAGAUGACAAUUAUCUUGCAUUAUCUGAUGCUCGAGGAAAUUUUCUUUUGAAUGGAAACUUUGUUGUAAGUAUGUCAAAAAAAGAAAUCAACGUGCAAGGAGUUAUUUUUGAAUACAGUGGUUCAAACAACUCGGUUGAAAGAAUUAAUAGUACUGAUCGUCUGGAAGAAGAACUUAUUUUGCAGGUGUUGUGCGUGGGUAAUUUAUACAACCCCGAUGUACGUUACUCUUUCAAUAUCCCUAUGGAAGAGAGGAGAGACCUGUUCACGUGGGAUCCACUGGGGCCAUGGCAAGACUGUACCAAGAUGUGUCAAGGUCUUCAUAGAAGAAAAAUUGCCUGCAUACGCAAGAGUGAUCAUAUGGUGGUGUCUGAUCAAAGAUGUGAACAUUUGCCACUUCCAUUGCUUGUGACUGAAAGAUGCAAUACAGACUGUGAACUGAGGUGGCACAUCAUUGGCAAAAGUGACUGUUCAUCCCAAUGUGGUCAAGGCUAUAGGUCCUUGGAUGUCCACUGUAUGAAGUAUUCCAUCCACAAAGGGCAGACUGUUCCAGUAGAUGACCACUACUGCAGAGACCAACUGAAACCUCCAACCCGAGAGCCCUGUCAUGGAGACUGUGUCUUAACAAGAUGGCAUUAUUCAGAAUGGUCCCAGUGUUCCAGGAGUUGCGGAGGAGGAGAAAGGUCUCGAGAAUCUUAUUGUAUGAAUAAUUUUGGCCACCAUCUUGCUGACAGAGAAUGUCAAGAGCUUCCCCGAGUAUUAAUGGAAAAUUGCAAUGAAUUUUCCUGUCCCAGUUGGGCUACUAGUGAGUGGAGUGAGUGUCUUGUUACCUGUGGAAAAGGAACAAAACAGCGGCAGGUCUGGUGUCAGCUCAAUGAGGAUCACUUGAGUGAAGGCUUUUGUAAUCCAAGUACCAAACCUGAGUCUCUGGGACCAUGUGAGCUUCUUCCAUGUGCUUCCUGGCAAGUGGGACCAUGGGGAUCGUGCACAGCCACAUGCGGACAUGGGUAUCAGAUGCGUGCUGUUAAGUGUGUCAGCGAGGUCUUUAGUGCAGUGCUAGAUGACAGAGACUGCCAUGGACUUAGUCGUCCAAAUGACCGGCAGGAUUGUAUGGUUACACCUUGCCCAAUUAUCCCCGAAGUUGGGGCUACUUUACUGCCCGCCGUUCCUUUGGGAAAGUUAGCACAAUGGCGACACGGUUCUUGGACCUCAUGCUCCGUGUCUUGUGGAAGAGGUAUUCAAGCCCGCUACGUGAGCUGCCGUGAUGCUCACGACGAAAUAGCAGAUGCAUCACAUUGUGCCCACUCCCCACAACCUGCUGAGGUAUCGGUCUGUUUUAACCCUUGUGGAGAAUGGCAAGCAGGGAAUUGGUCGCCUUGCUCAGCUUCCUGUGGCUAUGGAAAGACAACUCGGCAAGUUUUAUGCAUCCACUACCUUCAGCCAAUUGAUGAGAAUUACUGCGACCCUGAAGUUCGUCCUUUGAGAGAACAAGACUGUAACCUGGCAGCCUGUCCACCCACAUAUAGCCACUUUCCUAGCUCCUCUGAGCAGCCAAGCCAUUUCCCAGGCAGGAAUUUUCCAUUAACUCACAAACCUGAAGACAAUCAAAAUCUGGGGCUUCAUCCAUCAGUCGGAGGAAGCCAGUGGAGAACAGGACCUUGGGGAGCGUGCUCUAGCAGCUGUGCUGCAGGUGUCCAGCGUCGAGUUGUGGUCUGCCAGGAUGAAAAUGGACACAGUGCCAGUUACUGUGCUGCGGCCUCCAAGCCCCCUGAGUCUAAGCACUGUGACUCAGGACCUUGUCCACAGUGGAACUACGGAAACUGGGGAGAGUGUACACAAACAUGUGGAGGAGGAAUCAAGUCAAGAUUUGUAAUAUGUCAAUUUCCCAAUGGCCAAAUCUCCCAAGAAGACAACUGUGAAGUGCUGAAGAAGCCACCUAGUAUGGUUCAGUGUCACAUGCAUGCUUGCCCUGAUGCUGCAUCCUGGCAUCGGGGACCGUGGAAGUCGUGCUCUGCUUCUUGUGGUAAAGGUAUAAAGUACCGUGAAGUGCUCUGCAUUGACCAAUUCCUAGGGAAAUUAGAAGAAAAAUAUUGCAGUCACCUCAGGAAACCUCGAACUCACAAAGUCUGUAGAUCUGUCCGAUGCCCUGCAUGGAAAGCCAACAGAUGGAAGGAGUGCUCUGUGACCUGUGGUUCUGGGGUUCAGCAAAGGGAUGUGUUCUGCAGACUGAGAGGUACUGGUCGAGUGGCCGAAGAAAUGUGCGAUCAGUCUACCAGGCCUUAUUUUCAGAGGCAAUGUUGGCGCCAGGAUUGCGUGCAGUAUCAGUGGAUUGCAGGAGAGUGGCUGAAUUGUUCUACAUCAUGUAAGAAAAAAGAGACGCAUCGGCUAGUGAAGUGCACUGAUGCACAGAAUAUUCAAGUGAAUGAAAGUUUCUGUGAUCCUUCAACCAGACCUCUUUCAACCAAAAAAUGCAGGAACCCUCUUUGCAAGUACAUUGUGGUCACGGGGGACUCAUCACAGUGUCCAGGUAACUGUGGGUUUAGUUACCGACAAAGGAUUACAUAUUGCAUUGAGUUCUGGUCUACUAAGAAAUAUAAGCCCCAUCAGCUUUGGCCUAUAGACUACCAAGAAUGUCCGGUGCUACCUUCCUCUCAGGGUUACAAAUGCAAUGUUAGGAGCUGCUUGCAUGUGGCCACUUGGAACGUUGGAAAAUGGAGCAAGUGCUCAGUGACUUGUGGAAUUGGAGUUAUGAAGAGAAGAGUAGAAUGCAUGGCUGAAAAUGGUUGGCCCAGUGAUUUAUGCUUAAAGAGUUUAAAACCAAAUGCUCAGAAAAAAUGUUAUGUUGAUGAAUGUAAAUCAUUUACAACCUGCAAAGAAAUCCAAGUGAAAAACAACGUUACCAAAGACGGUGACUAUUACCUUGACAUUAAGGGAAGGAUAGUAAAGAUCUAUUGUUCAGGCAUGCACUUGGAGAACCCAAAGGAAUAUUUAUCACUGGUCAAAGGCGAAGAAGACAACUUUUCUGAAGUGUAUGGCCUUAGGCUACAAAAUCCAUAUGAAUGUCCUUUUAAUGGAAGCAGGAGGCAAGACUGUAAAUGUAAAAAUGACUACUUAGCUGCUGGAUACACUGUUUUCAGCAAAAUAAGAAUUGAUCUCACUUCCAUGCAAAUUAAAACUACAGACCUCCUUUUUUCCCAGACAAUAUUUGGAAAAGCAGUUCCAUUUGCCACAGCUGGAGAUUGCUACAGUGCUGCCAGGUGCCCACAGGGGCAGUUCAGCAUUAAUUUGGCAGGAACGGGGAUGAAGAUCUCUAGCACAGCAAAGUGGCUUGCUCAGGGGAGUUAUGCCUCUGUCAUCAUACACAGAUCACAAGAUGGAACCAAAGUCUAUGGCAGGUGUGGAGGGUUUUGUGGAAAGUGUAUUCCUCACAUGACUACUGGCCUUCCAGUUCAAGUAAUAUGAAUAUUCGGAAGAGGGAAAUACACCCCAAAGAGAUACUGCCUGGGACGUGCAAAGAACUGGUGCUCAUGUCUUUACUCACUUCCUGAAAUGUCUGUGUCCACAAUGUCUCUGCCUUUUUUUUCAGAGUGCUCACCAGGGAUUCAAAUCAUUGCUUAUUCUUUACAAGGACUUCAAAAUAAACUUAACAGAUAUAUGUGAUUCUAAUCAGAAUCUUUAAAAAGAACAAAAUUGGGGCCAAGGG